AUGACGGUUUACUUCCGGGUGAAAGUGGAGGUUGGGAGAAUGAGCUCCCAAAGAGGGAAUUCGUCUCGCACGCGAGCGCAACGCCACCAGAAUGCGCAAGUCUUCAGAAACGACAAAUAUGAUACUAGUGCUCAGCGCAAGAAAAUUAAUGCAAAACUACAUGAAGGGCUAUGUCAACAUUGUAAGGAUGUCCUGGAAUGGCGCGUGAAAUUCAACAAGUACAAACCACUAACAAAGCCUAAAAAAUGUGUGAAAUGUCUGCAGAAGACGAUAAAGGAUUCUUACCACAUUAUCUGCAAGCCCUGUGCUUGUGAACUGGAUCUCUGUGCUAAGUGUGGAAAGAGAGAAGAAAUUGUUGUUCCGAUUCACACAAAUUCAGAGAAGACAGAGAAUGAGCUUGUCACAAAUGAUCAAAAGAGAAAUGGCAGAAGGGGAAAACCUGAAGAAAGUGAUGAACUGGAUUUAAGUGCCAUGGAAGAUGAAGGUGAUCUGGAUUUACCCGUGCAGCAGGUUAAAAACCUAAAACCUGAAGAGACUAGCGGUGAAUAGUCUCUCCCAAAAGAAGGUUCUGGUACAAACUCAGUUUCUACCCAAGUGACUGAAUUAUGUAAAGGAAAGAACAUUGUUUUGUAUUGGCCAUUUUUGUUGUGGAAAGCCUCAUAGCAUUUGGAAGUAUUCUGCACAAGAUUUAUGGCUGCAUUUCCCCUUAAAUUUCUUACUAACGAAGUGGAUUCUACCAUUUUAAUAAACAUUUUCUCUAAGUCACAUGUUGAAUGAAAUAAAGCUCUGUAUUUAAUGCAA
This is a messenger RNA of Hemicordylus capensis (graceful crag lizard), 801 nucleotides long. It is a transcript of the gene C2H9orf85, whose product is annotated as chromosome 2 C9orf85 homolog. Lineage: Eukaryota; Metazoa; Chordata; Lepidosauria; Squamata; Cordylidae. The transcript has 4 exons. The coding region runs from base 1 to 549 and encodes 182 amino acids. The record is from RefSeq and is a predicted model, not a curated record.